GCGAGAGGAGCCCUGGGAUAGGGACGGUCCGUCCCCCCGCCUGACGAACCCUCCUCGCGACGAGGGAGAGACGGAACCCUCCUCGAUCCGGCCGGUAGAGACCUCGACUGCGAUCGGGUCACGAUCGCUCCGCCUGCGGCCUGAUGAGUGUGUCAGGAUCGGAGACCGAUUCCGUGGCCUCACGGCGGUCCAAGAAGCCCAAGUAUUCCAAGUUUACACAGCAGGAGCUGCCGGCAUGCAAGCCACUCUUGACUCCCGGAAUUGUCAUCGGCGCUUUCUCGCUCAUUGGCAUCGUCUUCGUCCCGAUCGGUCUCGCUUCUCUGUCUGCAUCACAGGACAUUGUUGAGUUGAUAGAUCGAUAUGAUGCCGAGUGCGUAUCUGCAAACGACAAGGUCGGGUUCAUUCAGGAUACCAAGACCGACAAAGCCUGCACAAGGAAGAUCACUGUGCCAAAACCAAUGAAAGGGCCGAUACACAUAUACUACCAGCUUGAAAACUUCUACCAGAAUCAUCGCCGGUAUGUCAAGAGCCGAAACGACAAACAAUUGCGGAUGAAGGAAGCAGCGAGUAUGAUAACAAACUGUGAGCCUGAAGCCACCAGCCAAGACGGCGCUCCGAUUGUGCCCUGCGGCCUCAUCGCUUGGAGCUUGUUCAACGACACCUACUCAUUUUCUCUCAACAAGAAGGCCGUUGAGGUGAACAAGAAGAACAUAGCCUGGGACAGCGACAAGAACACAAAGUUUGGCAGCGACGUUUUCCCCAGCAAUUUCCAGAAAGGCGGCCUAAUCGGUGGUGCCAAGCUCAAUGAGAAAUUGCCGUUGAGUCAGCAGGAGGACCUCAUCGUCUGGAUGAGAACCGCCGCCCUCCCAACAUUCAGGAAGCUCUACGGGCGAAUCGAGACGGACAUCAUGGCGAGCGACGAGAUCACGGUGGUGAUCCAGAACAACUACAACACGUACAGCUUCGGGGGCACCAAGGCGCUGGUGCUGUCCACCACGUCCUGGAUCGGCGGCAGGAACAACUUCAUCGGCGUCGCGUACGUGGCCAUCGGCGGCAUCUGCCUCCUGCUCGCCAUGGGCUUCGUCGUGCUCUACGUUCUCAAGCCGAGGACCCUUGGAGACCCCUCGUACUUGUCGUGGAACAAAGAAAACCCAGACAACCCAAACUGAAAUAAAGUCCGCGAAGCCCAUUGUGCAGAGUGCAGUCACAGGAAUUUGUCAGUGCCAUUUCUACAACUACAAUUCCUGUGGGUUUACAAGAAGUCGUUUGUUCGUGUCCAUUUGUUUUGCCAUACCCUAGAUAUACGCAUAUAGGUAGGCGUACUUGGUGAUAAAGUUUGGAGAAGUUUUAACCAUGUUUAAAGUUGCUUGAGCUGUUACUGUCCAUAAGCAAGCUAACUGAAUCUUCAUCUUCAGUAUUAAUACACGCCGCUCAGAUCU
Molecule: messenger RNA, 1439 nt
Organism: Panicum virgatum (switchgrass)
Lineage: Eukaryota; Viridiplantae; Streptophyta; Magnoliopsida; Poales; Poaceae
Product: ALA-interacting subunit 1-like
Exons: 9
Coding region: 144-1169 (341 amino acids)
Cellular component (GO): endoplasmic reticulum; plasma membrane; Golgi apparatus
Source: RefSeq, a predicted model, not a curated record